AUGUCACCACGUCUCCCUCUCUCUCUCCCUUCUCUCCGGCACCGUGUCCUCUCCUCUCCUCUCGCGCAGGGGGCGCGCCGCACCUUCCUCCGAAACCCGAAACGAGAUCCCUCUGUUCCCCCGACGUAUGCGGAACUCGAGGCUGAAGCGAGGAUCGGAAGACUGAGAGUGAUCGUCGUUAGCUUACCUUUGGUUGUCGUUUGUGGAUAUAUAUUGUAUCGCCGUAUGAUGCUCGGGGAGGAACAGCGCAGGACGGAAUGGGCAAAACUGGGGGGUACGCCGCCCGGCAAGAUUGGGGAUCCGUUAGUGAGUGAGAAGGAGAGGGGGGUGGCGAAAAGGCCUGAGGGGUCGGCUUGA
Messenger RNA from Dacryopinax primogenitus, 357 nucleotides. RefSeq lists its product as uncharacterized. The transcript has 2 exons. Lineage: Eukaryota; Fungi; Basidiomycota; Dacrymycetes; Dacrymycetales; Dacrymycetaceae. The coding region runs from base 1 to 357 and encodes 118 amino acids. The record is from RefSeq and is a predicted model, not a curated record.